Messenger RNA from Amoebophrya sp. A120, 3044 nucleotides. The record is from the annotation of a GenBank genome assembly. Lineage: Eukaryota; Dinophyceae; Syndiniales; Amoebophryaceae.
CGAAAUUCCAAUGUGGUGUAUUGCGACGGCAGGUGCAGACACUGCAGCAGUAGAAAAGGUACAGGCUCUCCUACCGUGGAAGAACCACGACCAAAUCGUUGGCUCGGGGUUCAAAAGCUGCAAGCACGUCCUGCACCUCUGCAACAUCUCGGUGUUGGAAAGCACGGCCCGCGCGUCUUGUGCUUCGAGCUCGAGGAAAAGUGUUAACCUGGACGAAAUGAACGAGCUCCUCGAGCGGCUGCAGGGGCCGGACCAAAAUAAGCUACUCUCCGCGCUUUCGAAAUACGUCAAGGACAAAAUCAGGGACAACUCCACAUCUCUUUCGCCCGGUACUGCCAAACCAUCCAAGAUGAGACGGCUGAACACCAACUCGGCGCAGGACACCUCCCGCUGCGCCACACUUGACAGCGAGUGGCUGGUGUUGCGAGGGCAUCUGGCGGGAAUUUUAAGUUCACCCAGCGCUUUAAGUUCGAAAAACAAAACGGGGUCUUCAGGUACUCUGCCACAGUCGAUGAAACUGAACCUGGCGCAGGUCGACUUCAGCUUCUUGUCCUGCCUGCCGCUGUUCUCCGACUUUGGAGGCACGAGAAAUCGCCUCUACGCCGACCUCGACGACAGCGAUAUGUGCGCCGUUUUGCAGCCGCCCAGCGACGGGGAAAAGGACGCGCACCUGUUGAGCCUGGACAGGCUGAAGGAGCUGCAGAAGGAAGUGCCGCACAUGCCCGUGUUUUGGUCCGAAGACCGGAAGGUACGUGACCUGUUGGUGACGUACUGCAAUGUGCCGAAAGUGUCAACGAUUCGCGAGUUGCUGUUCACCAGCAGGAGCAGGCGUAGUCGUUCUUCCAUUCUGUCUCCCAGCGACUGUCCGCGUUUCAUGCAGGAGAUUUUGCGAGAAAACAAGCAGCAGCUGUCGCUAUCAGACGAGGAUCUCCAGGGCCUCGCUUUUGUGCAAACGGCUGCUGAAACCUAUCUGCGGCCGCAGGACGCUGUGCUCUGUGGCAACAGCGAGGAGGAGCGGCACUACCCGCACCUCCUAGCCGCGCCAUCAGUCAAGAAGAAGUACUUGCACAGCCAGUGGCGCGAAGAGCAGGUGGUGUCGCGAUUGCGCAAACUGGGUUUGCGAAAUGUGAUUCCGAACGAGGACUUGGUGAGCGUUGCGAAAGCUGACAUCGCUGCUGGGAGGACUGAUGCAGCAGAUCCACCUCUGUCGGACGAUUUCCGGCGGAAUAUCGCCAUCAAUCUCGCAGACUACGUCGUGUCUUCAGGAAGAAAAAAGUCGAAAGCGGAACAGCGAGAAGCUGCCAAAAUACUCGCUGACAUCGCUUUUGUUCCGGUUGCGACCCUGGAGGAGGCGAACGCGAAUGACCGAAAUUUCGCAAAAUCGUGGAUGAAAAUCGACGGAGAUUCUUUGUUCUACAAGCCUGCGGACGUCAACCUCUGGACUGACCGCUUCUGUGUGUGGAGCGUCCGGCACCUAGCGCACGAAAAAAUGAACUCCGAGUUUUUGACCAUGUGCGGCGUGCCCAAAGAGGUACAGGCGGAGUUCGUCCGGAAGCAACUGAAAAUUGUGGUUGGCGAACACGCUGCUCGAUCACCGUCCGAGAAGCAAAAUCGGUCUUACUCGUGUUUUCUGCAGACAGCCUUGAAACACAUCUACGAAAACCUCAGCACAGCGGACGCGGACCAUCUCACGACUGAAGUCGGGAAUUGGGUCUGGAUCGGAGACGAAAACGAGUUCUCUUCGCCCGAUAUUGUCUGCAAGGACUCGUCGCACGUUUCGAAAGCAGCCCCGUUUCUCCUGGUUUUGGAAAAGAAAUUGAACGACUUGGACCUCUUCUCUUCGUUCUGCAACGACAUCCGUCUGGGCCAAGGUCCGGAGAUGAUUGUUUCGGCACUGCAACGGAUCGCGAAUAGCCAACAAGUCGUGAAAGAUGGCGAAAAAGGAAAACAGAAUCACCCAAAGGACGAGGUAACGAAACGGUUUGACAAACAAAUUGUCGAGCUCGUCACGGCCUUGUGGCGUGCGACGAAGCUUGCGGCACACGAGAGGGCGGGAUCGCCUUCGCAAGAUGUGGUGCCGAUGGGUAAAAAGGGCAAGGGAAAACAAGCAAGAGCUGCUGUGGGACCAUUAGCUACAGCACCAAAACCCCCAGAAUCAUGGAAGAACCGGAUUCUUUUGCCUGAUUCUGCGGGCCAGUUGCGAAAGGCGAGCGAAGUGCUGAUAAACGACAUGAAAGGCGAGAUGAAUGACUGGAAGAAAUCUGCGCCGGGGCGGUACGCGAAAUACGCAAGCCAGAUUUUGUUGAACGAAAUCCCCGAGGACUGCGGACAGGACCUCGGAGCAAAGUUGUUGAGACAGGUGUGUCUGGCGGGAUUUCUAGCCCCCAUAAGGUACUCCUGGCUGAAGCCGCAGGGACAGCAGCAAUCGUUGACAAGUCGGCUGAAAGGCAUCUUGAAGGAUUACGAUCCCUCCUCGAUUAUCCACGAGAUGCUGCAGAACGCCAACGACAGCGAGUUGGCAGCGGGCAAGGUUGAGCUGACACUCGAUUGGCGGCACCAUGCCCACCACAGCUGCCUCACGACGCAGCUUGCAGAGAUAAACGGACCGUUUUUCAUCGUCCAGAACGACGGACUCUGGCGGGACGAAGAUUUUGAGGGCGCCUGCGCUCUCGGUGAGGGGAGCAAGCGGAAGCAGCCGCUAAGCGAUGAAAAUUCGAACGCGCAUAUACCCGAGGGGCAGUUUGGUGUUGGGCUCAGCAGUUUAUUUGCUACAGGUGACGUGCUUAUAAUCCGGUCUCGCAACCAAGUCCAAAUUUUUGACCCGCACCUGGACUUCACAAAAGACGCAGGCGCUUGCCCAAUUCAACGAGGUCUGCGUUUGACCCUUUUGCCUCCGCAAACUGGAUGUGGUGCUGCUGCUGACGAGCCAAGCCCUUUGGAGAUCGCUCCGCACCAAUUUUCGCCGCCGUACGACCUGCCAUUCACUCACGGAGGCGGUAGUUGUGCGUCGCAAGGCAGUUCAACGAGCAGGUGGAGGGACGGAG